CUCUCUCUCUUCCGCCACCAAUUGCUUUCCAUAAUUUCUGCUUCUCUCACUCUCUCACUCACUCUCUCUCUCUCUCUCUCUCACACACAAACACACAUUUUCUCUGCAACCAAAAUCACGCCUAACAAAGCAGUGAAGCAGAAAAGCACUCUCCCUCCCCUCACAGUCACAGUCUUCAAAACCCGAACCCCUCUUCUUCUUCUUCUUCCCUGCGCCACCCCACUCUAUGAAGAGAGCUGAUCUCAUUCCAGCUUCUCUCUGUUCUCUCUUCCACCCUCUCUCUGAUUCUCUGCACUAAACUGAACGAAGCCCAUUAUUGAUCUCUCUCAUUCUCUCCCUCUGUGUAGUCUUUACUUCUUGUUGCUUCCCAUUUGCUUUUUGGGUAGAAGGAGAAAAUGGAGAAAAAGCAGGGCUUCUUCUCGGCCCUCAAGGAGGAGGUAGUCCGUACCCUCUCCCCUGCCCGCUCCCGCAAUGCCAGCCCAGGACGGGGCGCCUGGUCGCGGAGGAAGAAGCUCGAAAGGAGCGCGGCGGACCCUGAGCCCCUCAUUUGGAGGUCCGGGAGCCUCAGGCCGGUGAUGGAGGGCCCGGAUCCGGACGAACAGGGGGGGCAGGAUCUGAGGAGGCGCAGGGGGAGCGGGUCUAGCCUCGGGAGCUGGGUCAGGGGCCAGCUCUACAGCAGCAGUGGCAGCGGGGGCGGAGGAGGAGGCGGCGGCGUUGGCUGCUCGAAGGCUGAUCUGAGGGUGCUGCUCGGCGUGAUGGGCGCCCCGCUCUCUCCCGUUCAUGUCAGCUCACUGGAUCCGCUGCCCCACCUGAGCAUCAAGGACACUCCCAUUGAAACUUCUUCCGCCCAAUACAUUCUUCAGCAGUACACGGCGGCUUCAGGUGGGCAGAAGCUCCAGAACUCCAUCAGGAACGCCUAUGCACUGGGGAAGUUGAAGAUGACCACCUCGGAGUUUGAGACCGCCACUAAGGUGAUCAAGAACAGGAAUGCGGCUGAGACUGGCGGCUUUGUCCUGUGGCAGAUGAAUCCUGACAUGUGGUAUGUUGAGCUCUCUGUUGGGGGAAGUAAGGUUCAUGCUGGGUGUAAUGGGAAUCUCGUGUGGAGGCACACACCGUGGCUUGGUGCUCACACUGCGAAAGGACCUGUUAGACCACUCCGUCGAGCUCUUCAGGGUCUCGAUCCAAGAACCACGGCGAGUCUAUUUGCAGAUGCAAAAUGCAUAGGUGAGAAGAAGCUCAAUGGAGAGGACUGCUUCAUCUUGAAGCUUUGUGCAGACCCUCACACACUGACGGCCCGGAGUGAGGGGCCUGCAGAGAUCAUAAGGCAUGUUCUGUUUGGCUACUUCAGCCAGAAAACGGGCCUUCUUGUCUAUAUGGAGGACUCACACUUGACCCGUAUCCAGUCCAGCGGCGGAGAUGCUGUCUACUGGGAAACCACGAUCAACUCCUUCCUCGAUGACUACAGACCUGUCGAAGGGGUUAUGAUCGCACACUCUGGUCGCUCGAUUGUGACCCUCUUCCGGUUUGGCGAGAUGGCUAUGAGCCACACGAAGACCAGGAUGGAAGAGAGCUGGACCAUCGAGGAGGUUGCCUUCAACAUCCCCGGCCUAUCAGAAGAAUGCUUCAUCCCACCUGGCGACUUGAAGUCAGGAUCAAUUAGCGAGGCAUGUGAGCUUCCCCAGGAAGAGCGGGCCAAGGGCAGCUCAAUCUCGACCCAUCGGGCCAAAGUUGCAGCCUUGGAGAAGUCCCAUGAACUAUAGUUGAAUAAGCAGGAUCGAGGUUGAUUUUAGGUUAAUUGCUCGUAGCUUUUAGUUGGUCAACUAACCGAGUAGAAUCUCGAAUCCCUUUACUAGGUUUCUGGGACCCGAGUCAAGUUGGUAACUUUUCCUUUCCUGGAUAUGCCUCUAUUGAUCUGUAAAUAGAGCAUAAGCGUCCCCUUCACUUGUCCUAGAUGAAGCUUUAUGUUAUACUCUUUUUAGUGCAGAAUCCCGACUAAGGAGAGCCGGGGAGAGCUCGAUGUUCCAGGUAGGAAUUAGAGCGAUGGAGGUCAAUUUUUUCAGUUCACCUUCCGUUCUAGAGAAACCCGAAGAUGAUGAAGGUCCGGAGCGGCGGAGCUGUUAAUCUUCGGUUACUUACAAGUGUAAUUGUUUUACUGAUGGUUAUUAUCGUUCCUGAUCGCUUGUUACAGAACAGUGUUUUACAGUGUUGGUGGUAGCAGUGACAAAGGAAGCCGCUACCUACCUCGUUGGUUUCACAGUUUGUUAGAUUUGUUCUUGGAAGUGUUUGCUGCUCUGUAUAAUUUUUCAUGCUUAGAAGUAAUGGAAAUUUGUUGAAUUUUCUGAAUUUCGAAAAUUA
Messenger RNA from Punica granatum (pomegranate), 2355 nucleotides. The record is from RefSeq and is a predicted model, not a curated record. NCBI's taxonomy places the organism in Eukaryota, Viridiplantae, Streptophyta, Magnoliopsida, Myrtales, Lythraceae.